Molecule: messenger RNA, 2854 nt
Organism: Mesocricetus auratus (golden hamster)
Lineage: Eukaryota; Metazoa; Chordata; Mammalia; Rodentia; Cricetidae
Gene: Ccn1
Product: cellular communication network factor 1
Exons: 5
Coding region: 195-1331 (378 amino acids)
Biological process (GO): signal transduction
Cellular component (GO): extracellular region
Molecular function (GO): protein binding
Source: RefSeq, a predicted model, not a curated record
CGGCGCCGGGGCAGACCGUGAGCGAGAGCGCCCCAGAGAAGCGCUUGCAACCUCGGCUCCUCCUCCGCCAGAACCUCGAGAGAAGGACGCCGGCAGCCUCGGUCCUAGCCUCCCCGCUCUCCCGGAGCAUCCGAUCCCGCUGCUUGUUGGCUUUCGUGUCGCCGCGCUCGCCCCGGUUCUUUCUGCGCGCCACAAUGAGCUCCAGCACCGCCAGGGCGCUCGCUGUCGCCGUCACCCUUCUCCACUUGACCAGGCUGGCACUCUCCACCUGCCCCGCCGCCUGCCACUGCCCUCUGGAGGCGCCCAAGUGCGCCCCGGGAGUCGGGUUGGUCCGGGACGGCUGUGGCUGCUGUAAGGUCUGCGCCAAGCAGCUCAACGAGGACUGCAGCAAAACGCAGCCGUGCGACCACACCAAGGGGCUGGAAUGCAAUUUCGGCGCCAGUUCCACGGCUCUGAAAGGGAUCUGUAGAGCUCAGUCAGAAGGCAGACCCUGUGAAUAUAACUCCAGAAUCUACCAGAACGGGGAAAGCUUCCAGCCCAACUGUAAACAUCAGUGCACAUGUAUCGAUGGCGCCGUGGGCUGCAUUCCUCUGUGUCCCCAAGAACUGUCUCUCCCCAACCUGGGCUGUCCCAACCCCCGGCUGAUGAAAGUCAGUGGGCAAUGCUGUGAGGAAUGGGUCUGUGAUGAAGACAGUACCAUCAAGGGCUCCCUGGACGACCCGGAUGACCUCGUUGAAUUUGAUGCCUCAGAGGUGGAGUUGACGAGGAAGAAUGAGUUAAUUGCAGUUGGGAAAGGCAGCUCGCUGAAGAGGCUUCCUGUCUUUGGCACGGAACCGCGAGUCCUUUACAACCCUCUGCAUGGCCAGAAAUGCAUCGUCCAGACAACGUCGUGGUCCCAGUGCUCCAAGAGCUGCGGAACUGGCAUCUCCACGCGAGUUACCAAUGACAACCCAGAGUGCCGCCUGGUGAAAGAGACCCGGAUCUGUGAAGUGCGUCCUUGUGGACAACCGGUGUACAGCAGCCUCAAAAAGGGCAAGAAAUGCAGCAAGACCAAGAAAUCCCCAGAACCGGUCAGGUUUAAUUACGCAGGAUGCUCCAGUGUGAAGAAAUAUCGGCCCAAAUACUGCGGCUCCUGCGUAGACGGCCGGUGCUGCACGCCUCUGCAGACCAGGACCGUGAAGAUGCGAUUCCGCUGCGAAGAUGGGGAGAUGUUUUCCAAGAAUGUCAUGAUGAUUCAGUCCUGCAAAUGUAACUACAACUGCCCACACCCCAACGAGGCAUCGUUUCGCCUCUACAGUCUGUUCAAUGACAUCCACAAGUUUAGGGACUAAGUGCCUCCUGGGUUCCUAGCAUGGGGCGGAGAGGAAGAGUGUGAGCAUCGUGGAGACGUGGGUGGGGCGGUGGGGUGAAGGGGCUCAUUGUAAAAGGGAUGCCUUGCUCAUCACUGAGUAGCAUUACGGUAUUUCAGAACUGCCAAGGGGGCUGGUGAGGACGGACACUAAAGCAGCGGCAGUGGGGAAUACUUUGCUUCAUAGUACUGGAGCACCUGUUAUGCUUCAUUUUGGAGCGUGUCGUGUGGAUGGCGUUCUGUUUUCUGUUUGUAAAUUAUUUGCUAAGUGUAUUUUUUUAAUCUACAUCUCCCCCCCCCUUGGUUCUACAAUUGUAAUAGAGAUAAUAAGAUUGUUUGUCCUCUGAUAGAAGUAAAUGAAAGGGCCUCCCAUUCCUUCCUGAGGGAGGGGGACACUCUGUGAGUGUCCAGAGGCAGCUAGCUACCUGCACUCUAAACUGCAAACAGAAACCAGGUGUUUUAAGACUGAAUGUUUAUUAUUUAUCAAAAUGUAGCUUUUGGGGAGGGAGGGGAAAUGUAAUACUGGAAUAAUUUGUAAAUGAUUUUAAUUUUAUAUCAAUGAAGAGAAUUUAUUUAUGAAAUUAAUCAUUUAAUAAAGAAAUAUUUACCUAAUAUUGGAGUGUCUGCUAUUUGGCAUUUUUAGAAGCCAUCCAAGUUAUCAGGAGCAAUUAGUUGCUCCUGUCAAUCAUUCCAACAGGAUUUUUUGUUGUUGUUUUUUGACGCCCUACUAUGUGUUGAGAACUAUCCUAGGUGCCCUACUUGGAUAACUGAUAACUCAGGAGAGAAAAUAGGACAGUGGUUGUCUUUGCACAUCUUUAAAGGAAAAAUGGUGACAUACAAGUCAUCAGUUUGGAGAGCAAAGUUUUGAACACAGGCAUUGUAUGAAAUAAAAGGCAGCUGAAGUUUAAUUUGUUAACCUAAAACAAUGAUUUAUUUUUUUAUAAGAAUUGAAAGAAGAUUAGUCCCCAACUCCAGGAGAACCUUUUAAUAACCUUGGGCCUGAACUACUUGAAGCAUAUUGAAAAGGUCACUUAGUUUGUAACUUUGUGUUUUUUUAAUAUUGUAUCUAAAAGUUAGGCAAGCUGCUUUAACGUUUACCCUUGGUUUGUAUGGGGGGCGGGGGAAUCAGGAUCUAUAGGGUUCCUGGUUCGUUAAUAAUAGAUGAGCUUGAAUCAAAGACUUGUGUUAAUCCGAAUAAGCCAGCGAUUAGGUAAACACACUACCAAAUGCAAAGGAAUGUGAGGAAUUUCAGUACUUUCCAAUCUAAAGGACCAGGGCUACCCACCCCCUUCCUUACAUUACAUUGGUGGCAGAGGGAGCAUUUAGAUAGAGUGGGCUAUCCAGAGGUCAAAGGCUAGUCACUGAGCAUUCCUAAAAGAAACGUCCUGACUGCGGGACUAGGAGAGGUAGAGACAGCUGCAAUAAUGUUUGUGGGGAAAAAAGCCAGCCGCCUGCGUUAGAAAAAUCUACAUCUUUAGAAAGCGCUGACAAUAAACCUUUUAUAGA